UUUGGAAUUCUGUCAGCUCAGCGCGCGCUCCCUCCCCUCCCUCCUUGACACACACACACACACACAUCCACUCAGUCAGUCGCAGGCACGCGCGCGCGAGAGACAUAGAUCAAUGGCAAAGCUGGCGCGCCUGCGCGGCUGGCCAACGGGCGAAGGACGGCGGUUGGAAGUCUGAGGAGAAUCAGGAGAGUGUGUGUGUGUGUGGGGGGGGGGUGAAAGAAAGACGGGAGCGCGCGCCUCACGCGCUCGCUCACUCACGCACGCACGCACGCGGGAGCGCGCGCCAGGCUGUUGCUCCUCCUGCCGCCGCCGCCGCCUGCGCGACUCUUGUGAGGGGGGGGGAAAAAAAAAAAGAGAAGAAAAAAAAAAAGAGGCUCCGCGGCGGCGGGACCGGCCCGCCAUGGAGUGACCCCCGCCCUCCACGCCCCCCUCCGGCAGAGCUUUUUUUUUUUUCCCCCCGCCGCCGCCUCCGCUCGGCUUCUUCUUUCCUCCCUCAGCGGCGAAGGGGACCAGAGAAGCGCCGCCGUUGUUGCCGUUGCCGCCGCGCCCCCUCUUGCGUUGCCCGGCCGCCGCCGGCGUGAGGGGGGGAGAGCGAGCGAUGGCGGCGCGGGGCGCCUGGCGGCGGCGGCUCCUUCUCCUCGGCUCCCUGUGGGUCGCGCUGCUCGGCGGGCAGCGCCCCGACUCCUCCGCCGCUGCCGCCGCCGCCGCGCCGCCUCAGCAGCACCUCCCGCCCGCAGAACCUACAGUGAGAACUUUUACUCCGUUUUAUUUCCUAGUAGAACCAGUGGACACUCUGUCAGUUAGAGCUUCUUCCGUUGUACUGAACUGUUCAGCAUAUUGUGAAUCACCUCCAAAAAUUGAAUGGAGAAAGGACGGGACUUUCUUGAACUUGGUAUCAGAUGACCGCCGGCAAUUGCUACCAGAUGGAUCUUUGUUAAUUAACAGCAUUGUCCAUUCCAAGCACAAUAAACCUGAUGAAGGUCAUUACCAGUGUGUGGCAACCGUGGAGAGUCUUGGCACCAUCGUAAGCAGGACAGCUAAGCUUACAGUUGCAGGGCUUCCAAGAUUCAUUACCCAGCCAGAGUCUGCAUCUGUCCAUAGAGGAAACCCUAUAGUUCUUAACUGCGAAGUUAAUGCUGACUUAGCGCCGUUUGUCAGGUGGGAGCUGGAUCAUCAGCCCCUCUUUCUGGACGAUCGUGUCCUCAAGUUGCCAAGUGGAACUUUAAUUAUCAGCAAUGCUACAGAUGAGGAUGCCGGAACUUACUGUUGUGUUAUCGAAAUUGGGGGGUCUCCCAAAUACAGCGAUGAAGCAGAGAUUAAAGUUCUUCCAGAAUCCGACCUUUCUUCAGGCUUGCUUUUUUUGAAACAGCCCUUUCCCCUUACCAAAGUGACUGGGCAGAGUGCAGUUGUGCCAUGUGUUGCUUCAGGCAUUCCUAUCCCUCUAAUCCGAUGGACAAGAAAAGAAGAAGAGCUUGUUACUGAAAAUUCUCACAAAUUUCUAUUCCUAUCUGGGGGAACUCUGAAGAUAAAUGAUAUCACCGAAGAUGAUUCAGGAACAUAUACUUGCAUCGCAGAUAAUGGGAAUGAAACUAUUGAAGCUCGAGCUGACCUUACUGUGCAGGUGCCUCCCACAUUUCUGAAGCAGCCUGCUAAUAUUUAUGCACACGAAUCCAUGGAUAUUGUGUUUGAAUGCGGCGUGAGCGGAAAGCCAACUCCAACAGUCAAGUGGGUAAAGAACGGAGAUGUGGUCAUUCCUAGCGACUACUUUAAAAUUGUAAAUGAGCACAACCUACAAGUUUUGGGUUUGGUGAAAUCGGAUGAAGGCUUUUAUCAGUGUAUUGCGGAAAAUGAUGUGGGAAAUAUACAGUCUGGAGCCCAGCUGAUAAUACUGGAUCAUGAUGUUGCCAUCCCAACAUUACCUCCCACUUCACUGACCAGUGCCACUACUGACCAUCUAGCACCAGCUACAACUGGACCUUUGCCUUCUGCCCCUCGAGAUGUGGUGGCGUCUCUUGUAUCUACUCGUUUCAUCAAGCUAACAUGGAGGACCCCUGCAUCUGACCCACAGGGAGACAAUCUUACCUACUCGGUGUUCUACACCAAGGAAAUGAGUAACAGGGAGCGUGUUGAAAACACAAGUCAUCCUGGGGAAAUGCAAGUGACAAUCCAAAACCUGAUGCCUGAAACAGUAUAUAUUUUCAGAGUGGUAGCCCAAAACAGACAUGGACCUGGGGAGAGCUCAGUACCAUUGAAAGUAGCCACACAACCUGAGGUUCAGCUUCCAGGUCCAGCCCCCAACAUUCGUGCGUAUGCCACCUCUCCCACAUCAAUCACUGUGACUUGGGGUACACCCUUAUCGGGCAACGGCGAAAUCCAGAAUUACAAAUUGUAUUACAUGGAGAAGGGAAUGGAGAACGAACAGGACAUUGAUGUUGGAGGUCUUUCCUAUACAAUAAUUGGUUUGAGAAAAUAUACAGAGUAUAGCUUCAGAGUUGUGGCCUACAAUAAACAUGGUCCAGGAGUCUCUACUCAAGACGUCGUCAUUCGUACACUGUCAGAUGUUCCCAGUGCUGCACCCCAGAAUCUAACACUAGAAGUGCAAAACUCCAAGAGCAUUGCGAUGCAGUGGCAGCCUCCUCCCACAGGAACACAUAAUGGGCAAAUUACUGGCUAUAAGAUUCGGUACCGAAAAGUGAUUCGCAAAAGUGAUGUCACCGAAAUCAUUGUGGGGACACAACUUUCACAGCUCAUUGAAGGUUUGGAACGAGGGACCGAGUACGGCUUCCGAGUGGCUGCCUUAACAGUCAAUGGGACAGGAAUAGCUACGGAUUGGAUAUCAGCAGAAACAUUUGAGAGUGACCUUGAUGAAACCCGCGUUCCAGAAGUGCCAAGUUCAUUGCAUGUCCGUCCACUUGUAACCAGUAUUGUUGUCAGCUGGACCCCACCAGAAAACCAGAACAUUGUGGUCAGAGGCUAUGCCAUAGGGUAUGGUGUAGGCAGUCCCCACGCUCAGACCAUCAAGGUGGAUUAUAAGCAACGAUACUACACUAUUGAAAAUUUGGAUCCCAGUUCCCAUUAUGUGAUAACUUUGAAAGCAUAUAACAAUGUUGGUGAAGGAAUCCCUCUUUAUGAAAGUGCAGUGACUAGAGCCUAUACAGACACUUCUGAAGUUGAUUUAUUUGUUGUUAAUGCUCCAUACACUCCAGUGCCAGACCCCUCCCCCAUGAUGCCACCCGUGGGAGUUCAGGCUUCCAUCCUGAGCCAUGACACCAUUCGUAUCACCUGGGCAGACAACUCUCUGCCGAAGAACCAGAAGGUUUCGGAUGCCCGCUACUACACAGUCCGCUGGAAAACCAACAUUCCUGCAAACACAAAGUACAAGACCGCAAAUACAACUACCUUAAGCUUCUUGGUCACUGGCUUAAAACCAAACACGUUAUAUGAAUUCUCUGUCAUGGUGACUAAAGGCCGAAGAUCAAGCACCUGGAGCAUGACAGCACAUGGCACUACUUUUGAGCAAGUUCCAACCUCUCCACCAAAAGAUGUAACAGUGGUCAGCAAAGAAGGAAAGCCCAGAACUAUAAUUGUCAACUGGCAACCUCCAUCUGAAGCCAAUGGCAAAAUUACAGGGUACAUAAUUUACUAUAACACCGAUGUCAACGCUGAAAUACAUGACUGGGUCAUUGAACCAGUAGUAGGCAAUAGAUUAACUCACCAGAUUCAAGAGCUGACCCUGGACACAGCAUAUUAUUUCAAGAUCCAAGCCCGGAACUCCAAAGGCAUGGGCCCCAUGUCAGAGGCUGUACAGUUCAGGACACCUAAAGCAUUGGGAUCUUCAGGAAAAGGAAAUCGACCAAUGGAUGUUGGAACAGAUUAUAAAACACCCAUCAGUGGAAGCAACAGCCCUCAUGGCAGCCCCUCCCCCCUAGAAUACAAUAUGCUCCUGAUCAUAAUUGUGUCUGUGGGAGUGAUCACCAUUGUGGUUGUAGUGAUUGUUGCUGUAUUUUGCACUCGAAGGACCACCUCUCACCAGAAGAAAAAACGAGCUGCUUGUAAAUCCGUGAAUGGGUCUCAUAAAUACAAGGGCAAUUCCAAGGACGUCAAGCCACCAGAUCUUUGGAUCCAUCACGAGAGGCUGGAGCUGAAGCCUAUUGAUAAGUCUCCAGAUCCCAAUCCGAUCAUGACUGACACCCCGAUCCCUCGUAACUCCCAAGACAUCACCCCCGUGGACAACUCUAUGGACAGCAAUAUUCAUCAGAGACGGAACUCCUAUAGAGGGCACGAGUCAGAGGACAGCAUGUCCACCCUCGCAGGAAGGAGAGGGAUGCGGCCAAAGAUGAUGAUGCCGUUUGAUUCUCAACCUCCUCAACCUGUGGUUAGUGCUCAUCCCAUCCAUUCCCUUGAUAACCCUCACCAUCAUUUCCACUCCGGCAACCUCGCUUCUCCAACCUGCAACUAUCUCCAUCAUCAGGCAAACCUAUGGCCAGUUGGCACAUCUGUGUCCCAUUCAGACAGGGCUAAUUCCACAGAAUCUGUUCGAAAUACACCUAGCACAGAUACCAUGCCAGCGUCUUCAUCUCAGACAUGUUGUGCCGACCACCAAGAGCCGGAGAGUGCUUCAGCAUCCUACCUGCCCGGUACCCAGGAAGAGGAGACAAGCCAGAACCUGCCCACUGCCCAUGUCCGUCCCUCUCAUCCUCUGAAGAGUUUCGCUGUGCCAGCCGUCCCGCCCACUGGCAGCACUUAUGACCCUGCCUUGCCAAGCACACCUUUAUUAUCACAGCAAGCUUCUAGCCAUCCAGUUCAUUCAGUGAAGACAGCAUCAAUUGGAACUCUAGGAAGGACUCGGCCUCCAAUGCCAGUCGUAGUCCCAAGUGCCCCUGAAGUGCAGGAAACCACAAGGAUGCUCGAAGACACAGAAAGUAAUUACGAACCGGAUGAACUCACCAAAGAGAUGGCCCACCUGGAAGGACUAAUGAAGGACCUUAACGCCAUCACCACAGCGUGAUCACCUUCCCCAAGGAAUGACUCCAAACCACAGGCCUUGGGACUUCGCCUUGGAGCACAAGGAAAUGUAUAAAGACUAGGGGACAGCACAGAAAGAGACCUGCCCACCAGCUGCAGCACCACCGAGGCCCCUUCCGGUUAAUCAAGUGGCUCUUCUAAUUCAUUGGCCUGAAACGAACCUCUUGGAUGGUGGUUGGGAUUUCCGCUUCUCUGCUGCGAUGCUGAUGCUGAUAUGAACCAGGAAUGGGGCAACGUCUCAGGCUGAUGAAACCUAGCAUCCAGACAAAGUUAGCAUUCAUCGGAGGCAGCUUUUGUCUCGGUGCUGCAACCUUCCCUGCUUUUUCAGUGUUGGACAUUCACAUUUAUGUACAAUUUUAUUUGUGUGUUUUUAUUUUAUUGUAUCUUUUUUAUUAAAAAAUGUAACCUGACAGAAAAAAAGAAAAGAAAAGAAAUUUGUGUUGUUUCCCCACCCCCCAAAGCCUAGACGUCCGUCCGAUUGCUUGUUCUCUUGUGUAUACGGGAAUUCAUUGCCAGUGUGGAUUGUUCCGUUCAUUUUGUUUGUUCGGAUUUCUUUUUUUCUUUUUUAAAAGCGCGUAUAAUUCUGUCACCUUCCAGCAGUUGUAAUCCAUGGCCUUGGGGUAUGCUGCAUUGCUUUUUUGUAAGCUUUUUUUAUUUUUAUAUUAUGAUAAUUCAAAAAGCCUUUCUCAUCACUGUGAGGUUAACUAUCUGUUUGGAUUGAAAUGUAACAUGGAGGAAACCUUUUUUUUUUAAAAAAAUUUUUGAGCGUUUUCAGUGCAGGAGUAGAAUAAGUAAGCCUUGGGCUGGGAGCCACAGAGUGGUACAUUGUUUACAGGGGCAAUGCAAUGCAACGCAGUGUUAUCCAUCGGACUCGAUUAAGCCAUCCCCUGCAAUAUGUCCAGUUGUGACUUAAAUAAAUUAUUAUUGCGAGUAAUUUCCCGAUCGCAGUGACUUGGAAAAAAAUAAUACAGCAUUCCGACCGAUGGCUGCAACGUAACUCUCAACUGCAAUUAUUCACUUUUGUUGUUACCUCUGUCGGUCCAAGGCCUUACCAAAACAGAAAGUGAGGGUGCACCUGUGGCUCCAAAGAGAUCCUAUCAACCAGCCCCGAUUCAUCAAAGGGAAUUGUAAAAAACAGAAUGAAGGCUUAAAAGUUGUUGUCUCCUUUGUAAAUUCAUCCUUUAGUCCAGGGGUGUCUAACCUUGGUGACUUUAAGGCUUGUGGACUUCAACUCCCAGAAUUACCCAGCCAGCCAUGGCUGGCUGGGGAAUUCUGGGAGUUGAAGUCCACAAAGGUUAAAGUCGCCAAAGUUGGAACCCUUGCUUUAGUCUGUUUCUUGCCAAUUGCAAAGGGUAUUCCGUUGAGCAAAACCCUCUCAUAAAUGUUGGGUCCCUUUAAGCUCAGAUACCACAACGUAUCUUAGCAACCCAGCUCUUAAUGUUUGAAUGUUUGAUUUCAAAGUUGUGUCCUUCUGGAUAUUGGCAUUGAAGUGG
Molecule: messenger RNA, 6518 nt
Organism: Ahaetulla prasina
Lineage: Eukaryota; Metazoa; Chordata; Lepidosauria; Squamata; Colubridae
Gene: NEO1
Product: neogenin 1
Exons: 28
Coding region: 599-5008 (1469 amino acids)
Biological process (GO): cell-cell adhesion
Cellular component (GO): membrane
Molecular function (GO): protein binding
Source: RefSeq, a predicted model, not a curated record